GUUCCAGCAUUUCAAGUUCCGCGUAGAAUUAUAAAGUUCGCUAUAUCCAUUACAAAAAACUGCAUCAACGUGAAAACAAUUCUGGAGUGCAUCAGCGGUCAGUAACUCCCACGAAAAUAAUGGCGGAACCGAUAAAGAAAAUAUCGAAGGAAUCGGGUGUUCGUUAUGCCUUCGGUAUGUACGAAGUCAUCCUUCGAGUCAUGGGAAUUUGGCCAAUGACUUGUCAGACCAUUGGGGCCCAGUGUCUGACCAUAUUUGCGUUAAUCACUCAGAUAACAAUGGUCCUGUUCAUGCUCGGGGAAACGAUACUCGCCGCAUCGCAGGUUGACCCCCAACUAAUGUCCUUCGGCUCCUGUAAUUUCCUGGCCUUCACAAAAAUCCUGGUGAUUCGCCUGAACUGGCGGAAGAUGUAUUCCGUCAUCGAUGACUUGAUGGGCGUUUGGAAUGAGUCCCACGGGGCUGAGGCCCUGAGAAUAAUGCGAGCACGAGCAAAAUUGGGACGGGACGUGGGCUUUUAUCAACUGUGCCCCACAUACAUCGUUCUGUUUCCAAUAAUCAUAGGGGCACUCCCCCAAUUCGCCCCGAUGGUCAAUGGUACCAUGAACUCCACAUCCCCAGUGCUGAGAUCAUUUCCGCUUCAUACGGGUCGCAUGUUCGCUGGCAUAUCGACGACGCUUUACGUCAUAAUGUUCAGUUAUCAGAUUAUCCAGUUGUUCAUGACCUGCACGGGGAACGUGGGGAAUGACGUGUGUUUCUUCAGCAUUGCACUGCAUUUGACAGCACAGCUUGAGUGCUUGGCAGUGACUUGUGAGAACCUCGUGGAACAUCGACAGAACCUGUCCAAGAGUAAUAUAUUCGCUGGUGUCAUUGACAGACACGUCCGGCUGAUUGAAUAUGCUGAAUAUUUGGAAUCUACUUUCAACUUUAUUAUUUUAUGCAUCGUCACUGCCAAUUGUUCGCAAAUUUGUUUCUACGGAAUUUUAGUCAUCAGAACGGCGCGAGCAGGAGAUUUCGUCGUCUGCAUCAACACCAUCAUCUGCAUGAUCAUCCAUGCACUCCAGAUAUUCAUGUACAGCUACGCCGGCGAGUGCAUGUCCCGGGCAAUUGAAAACGUCAGCACAACCGCCUACAAGUGCCUGUGGUACGACAUGUCUCCACCGAACCGACAGAAUGUUCUGUUCACUCUCGUCCGGAGGAACAGAAUAUACAGUUUGACAGCGGGAAAAGUUUAUCGCAUGGAUUUGGACAGUUUCAAAAAUAUCAUGAAAGCCCUCGGCUCGUAUUUCUCCGUCAUGCAGGCGAUGUUCAAUGAACACGGUAGUGUCUCGGCCCAAGUGAGAGCGCAAACGACCACCGAAGACUUCGAUUACAAAAUUAAAUGCAAAUAUAAUUUUUCUGAAUUAUUUAAUAAUCGAGAAAUGAUUGAUUCAGAGAGCAUCGAUUGUCUUUCCAGAAAUGCCUCAGUCAUAACAAAUUAUAUCUUUCCCAAUUCCCAAUCGAUUUCUUCCACUAAAACACAGAAUGUUACAUCACCGUCGUGUCACGCAACGAUAAAUAAUGCAUCAACGGCAAAACAAACUUUCGCAAUUUUCCGGCCACGCACUCUCCACCUUCUGAAAGUAGCCUGGGGAGAACCCAAACAUCUGUUGGAAGUAUUAUUGCUGGUGAAUUUUCAGAAGAAAGGAAAUUUAUUCGAAACAGCUAUGAAUUCUCAAUUCACCAUAAUUUGGAAUGAAAAUAUUACGUACGCCUUUGGACUGUAUCGUCUGAUCACCCAGAGCUUAGGAAUCUGGCCCUUUACGUGCCAUAAUUUCGCCCCAAAAUGUCAAGUUCUGAUUGUCUGCGGAUUCCAGUUCACCAUGAUGAUGAGCUUAUUGGGGGAAAUGCACCUGAACUGCGGUGAAGUUAGUGAUAGAAUACAGAUGAUCUCUCUCUGCUCCUGCGCUUUCAUGACAAUCGUAAAGGUCGUCAUCAUCCGUUUCAACAAUCAUCAGAUGCACGAGAUUAUGAUGUCCGCUUUCAGGGACUGGUUGUCUGUGAAGACCCUGAACGAAGACCCGAAAAUGCGCAGUUGUGCCAAAUUGGGAAGGACUAUUUGUCUCUUUCAGAUCAUCGCUGCUUACAUCACAACAAUUCCAAUAAUUUUCAGCGGUUUUUUGGUUCCCACUAUCUCCAAUACGACCAACUCCACGGAUUCAGACAUCAACAUUCUACCGCUGAGCACAACUUGCCUUUUUCAGAAAUUACCUGGUGAUCUUUACAUUUCCGUGUACAUCAUUCAAUGUAUCCAACUGCUGAUUACGUGCACCGGAAAUGUUGGAUGUGAUUGCUAUUUUUUCGGAGUGACGAUGCACCUGAGUGGGCAGAUUGAAAAAUUGGCGGAUGAUCUGGAGCGAUUAGGAAAGGAUGACGCUGACAUUGAUUGUCGUGAUGAGUUUGUGUCUCUGGUGAAGCGACAGAGACAUUUGCUGAAUUUGGCUGACAACUUGGAAACCACUUUCAACAUUAUAAUUUUGGUGGAAUUGAUGGCGCUAACGUAUCAGAUUUGCUUGAUCGCCCUGCAGAUGGUCGUCAACAUCAGGAUGGGCAACAGCCUAGUCAUCAUGAACAACAUCAUUAUGCUGCAGAUUCUUUAUCUGCAGUUGUUCCUGUACAGCUACGCUGGUGAACGUCUGUCUUCAGGUCUUGAAAAUUUGGGAUCAGCUAUAUACAGCUCUGCAUGGUGUCAUUUGCCAACCAAAAUCACUAAAGAUAUAAUAUUUGUCAUGAUGCGGUGUCACAAGUCAUUUGUACUGACGGCGGGAAAACUUUGCGUUAUGAAUCUCGAGAGCUUCAAAAAUAUUAUCAAAGCAGUGGGAUCAUACUUUUCUGUUCUUCUGGCAAUGUUUGAUAAAUAAUGAUUCUAAUUACUCUUGAAAGGACUGAUGGAGUCUGGGGACUAGCCUUCCCACGAGGUAAUCUGGGUAAUCAUAGUCCACCUGAGGCAAAACUGUAGAAUGAAUUUAUAUACGAAAAUAUUCUCUUUUAUAUUUGCGUUCAUACAGCUAAAAGAAUUUCAGUUGCUUCAGACAUGAAUUAUUUGUCAUCGUAGUCCUAUUGAGCUGUCGUAGCGAUACUAUAACUUCCCGACGAUAUUUUUUCUAUGAAAAACGAAAAAUAACAGCGAAGUCCACCGUCUAAAAAAUAGCUAUCAGACGAGGAUUUUUGAGCCAGCAAAAUAAAUAAAGAUAAGUAAAUA
Molecule: messenger RNA, 3238 nt
Organism: Diachasmimorpha longicaudata
Lineage: Eukaryota; Metazoa; Arthropoda; Insecta; Hymenoptera; Braconidae
Exons: 10
Coding region: 120-2897 (925 amino acids)
Biological process (GO): detection of chemical stimulus involved in sensory perception of smell; sensory perception of smell
Cellular component (GO): plasma membrane
Molecular function (GO): odorant binding; olfactory receptor activity
Source: RefSeq, a predicted model, not a curated record